This is a messenger RNA of Penicillium daleae, 960 nucleotides long. RefSeq lists its product as uncharacterized. The record is from RefSeq and is a predicted model, not a curated record. NCBI's taxonomy places the organism in Eukaryota, Fungi, Ascomycota, Eurotiomycetes, Eurotiales, Aspergillaceae. The coding region runs from base 1 to 960 and encodes 319 amino acids. The transcript has a single exon.
AUGAAUCUCUCAGCCGAAGGACCUUCCCCAAAAGGGAUCGCUUUAAGACCGCUCUCACAGCGCAUUGGCUUAUGGCCAGAGGAGGAUUGGUCGGGUAUCACAGACCCCAAAACACGCAGGAGGCUGCAAAAUCGCCUGAAUCAACGGGCUCGACGUAAGUCUGCCAUUCGUUGCCUACUGGUUGGCGAGUAUCGUUUUGACCGUGUAUCCAAAAUAGGUCACCAAAAUAAGACAACGAUAAAUGCUUCGAGGGAGGGAAAGAUACAGGGAUCUAAUGGCCUUCAUUCAAAGGAACACCAUGAAUCACUCACGCUUGCUAUCCCUCCUCAGACCAUUGAUUUCACCUCCCUAGAGGAGAUCGAGGAUGUACACAUCCUGGAAUUCAACACCCCAGCCACAAAAAUCAAAAUGACCCGAUUAGAAUUGACAGCUCUUCAAUACUACGCCACCGGAUCCCCACGAACGGAUCUAUUACUCCACCUCAUCUCCCUGAAUUUCACCAGAGCUCUGAUGGAAAAUACAAGAAUCCUAGGCCUCAGACCUGAUCAGCUCCACGAUGAUGCAAUAUCACCUUUCAACACUGCCGGCCCCUGGCAGCAAGACGAUUCUCUCCACACCCUCCCAUCAACUCUCCAACCUACGUUGAUCCAGCGCUCUAUCCCACAUCACCCGUGGCUAGAUGUGCUUCCUGAUCCCCAAAUGAGGGAUAAUCUCAUCGUUGCUGGCGAUUUUGAGGGGGAGACACAGCUUUGUCUGGAUAUGAAGGGCUGCGGAAGUACGGUGUCGAGGAGAAGUGGUAUUAUCGUUUGGAGUGAUCCUUGGGAUCCGGCUGGGUGGGAGAUUACUGAGUCUUUUGCUCGUUCGUGGGGCUGGGUUAUUAGGGAUUGUUAUGAUUUGGCCCAUUCUACGAAUCAAUGGCGGGCGAGGAGGAAUGAAAGACCGCUGUUUAGUAUGGUUUGA